ACGAUGAUACCAAUCCACGCUCUUCAGAAUGAGCGCAGGGACGCCAGCAACCUUCUGCAGAAGCAGAAGACUACCAGCGGGGAAGCCAGCAGCGUCUCCUGCCUGGCCUGGUACAGGAGAAUAGGCAGCCAUCUUCUAGUGUUCGUGAGGACGCCCAUGCUCAGGAGGAUCUCCCUCGUCCUCUACUUCAACUGGCUGACUUGCACCAUGGUCUACUAUGGCAUCUCCCUCAACUCCGCCAACUUCAGCGUUGAUCCCUUCCUCUACAUGUUCCUGGGAGGGCUGGUCGAGCUGCCCUCCUCUACCCUCAUUCUGCCCUUCGUCACCAACUUCGGGAGGAAGAUCCCUCUCGUUAUUGUCUUCGUGCUCUGUGGCCUCUCCAUCCUCGUGCUGCUCCUCCUGCCACAAUUGAGGCUCAUCGAUGUGUCACGUUACUUCACUUGGGUUAAGGUACGAAACGUGCCUUUCGAAGCAUAUGAGACUGAUCUACAGAACGUCUUCAGCAGGUAUGGAACUGUACAUGUGGUGACCGUCGGAAAGUGGACAGAGGGUGCAUAUGCUGGCCUCCUUGAAGGUACCUUCUCACUGAAGAUGACUUGA
Messenger RNA from Cherax quadricarinatus, 600 nucleotides. The record is from RefSeq and is a predicted model, not a curated record. Lineage: Eukaryota; Metazoa; Arthropoda; Malacostraca; Decapoda; Parastacidae.